GCAGAGGGGAACUUUUCAGCGAAAAUAAUGAAAUAAUUCCCUGAGGAUGGAAGCUCGUUUCUGGCCGUUUAAUCGUUGUUUCUCGAUGUUUUAGGCUUUAAGAAAUCUGGAUGAGAUCGUUAUGCCAUCUCUUGAGAACUAUAUUCAGAAGAUUCAUAAAAAGCUGAACAAUGAAGGACUCGAAGAACGAAAGGUAAACUUGUCUUUAUGUAUAUUGUUACCUGCAUGUUGUGGAUUUAGCAGAAUUGUAUUAAUUCCUGUCCCUAAAUAUGCUUCUUAUUUUUCUUGUAAGAUAAGUGAUUUAGCUAAAACUUAUACUACAUUGAAUUGCCUGCCUUGAUUAAUUUUCGCUUCAAUUUGUAGAUAAAAAAAUAUCUUGAAGAACUUGAUCGGCUACCAAUCACUCUGGAUGUUUUGAAGGUAAGUUUCUUCGUAAUUUGCAUUUUAUUUAAUUUCCAUUAUCUCUAAAGAUUUAAGCGAUCAUGUGGAGCCUGAGAAACUUUUCCAUGUGUGAACUAUUUGAAGAGUAGAAAUAUCGAAUUAUAUGCUACCUUUUGUUUGUUUUUUCUUAGAGAAAGGAAGCUUUUAAAUUGAAUUAUCAUUUGAUUACAGAAUGAUAUGUGAAUCUGAUCUGUCUCCCUCGUGAAGACAAGAUCACGUUUUUUUGUCACGCGUGUAAGCUACUUUUGAUCUGUUUUCAAUCCAUCUGUGAAUCUUUUGGAAUCUGUGUGAUUUUUUCAAUCUUUUGUUUCCAACACUUUAAAGUUCUUUCAUGUGGUCAGAGUAGGAGAAUUUACAAUAUUAUCGACCGAGGGACAUGUCUCCAAUAUGACGUAAAAAUAAUGAUUACGUUAAAAGAAUGCUGUGUAUCAGUUUCUUAGCAAUGAUAUCUGAUGAUGACUUGUUCAAAAAUAUUUCCAUGUCUUUUCUCUUAAAAGUCAACUGGGAUUGGAAGGGCUGUGAAUCGUCUCCGAAAACGAGGUAGUGACAUUGGUGACAUUGCUUCCUGUCUUGUGACAAAAUGGAAAGAUCUUUUGAAACAAGAUAAGGACACAAAAAUUUCACCACCUGAUGUUGAUGAAAAAGAUGUACUUGCCUCUUGUGGUCCCACAGCAACUGAAUCAAAGGUGGAUCUUCUCAACAACAAACAUCACAAGUCCAAUCACAGAAAUGGAGAAGUUAACCCAAAGGUACCAUCUGAAUUAUAGUUCUGGGCUCAGUUGACCAAAGGGCAAAUAACCCUAUCCAACAGAUAAAUCACAAUCCAGUGGACAAGUGUUAAAAAUACAUGCUGCACUAUCCACUGGAUAGAGAAUUAUCUGGUGGAUAGCGAAAUCCCUGCUUCAAACAAUGGGGGCUUGGUGUAAAAGUGUGAUUGAUCUUAAGCACCAAAAAGUUGCAAGGACUCCUUGAAUUCUAUAAAAUGAACUGUAAGUAAUUAAGGCAUGAAACAAAGGAUGCAUGAUCUUAAACAGUCGCUGAAAAAAAUUUCAUUAAGGUUGUCAGCAGCCUGGCCUGGUCUUUGUUAUAUGAAGCAAUCAGGAGUAUGUCCUCCCUCCUGGAUGGGAUGUUAGUACAUCAAAGUUUAUCUUCUUUCCGUGUUGUGAAGUCUGACUUGUCUCCCAAACAUUUUUUACAAUAACAUGUUUAAAAUUCUGUGUAAAUUUGACUUAACUUCAGACACGGCCAACACUGCAACUCUGUGAUGUAUCAUUUGGAUGUGAACCUGUUAAUGUGAAACCAAAGAAAAAACCUUCAUCAUCAGCUGGUACAGCAACAAAAUUGUCAUCACAUGAUGUGAGAACAGACGGACUGGAGCUUCCACCUCUGCCAUCAUCAUUUUCAGUCAACAACUCACUGUUGCCAGAUAUCCAGCCAACUUAUAAACCAACAAGACUACCUGAAGUCUCAGAUGGUUCACCUAAAAAGCAUAGGGGUAUUGAAUAAAAGCUGUUAUCUUUUUUUCCUGAAAUCUCUCAUGCUCCUCAUUUUCUUCUUAUCAUUUAUUGUUGUCAUGACUACAUUGUGCCUUAAAUUUUGCGUUAUCAUUCAUGUGUAAAGAAUAGAUCUUCAAACAAGUUGUACUUAUCUCAUAUGUGCAGCCAUGAAUAAUGCCAAUCAUUUGUUUUACUUGUGCAUCUGUUGUAGCUUAAAACAAAUCUCAGGUCAACAUGAUUUUUGCCUGGUGUGAUUUCUCUUCCCCUCUAUUCUAAGUAGUCAGAAUCGUGGCCACUAAAACUUGGUCCAACCAGUUUGAAUCAUGUUAAUCUAACAUAAUGUUACCCUGCAUAAUAGUGAGAUUUCUGAAAUGAGAUGUGGAUGGUAAAUAAUUUAUGAAUUCACUUGUAUUUUUCAUCCAAGGGAGAGUAACUGGUGAGGUUGAUGAGCUUGCACUCAUGUCCAGAAAAUCACGCACUCAAGUAUUCUCUGGACGAAAAGUGGCAACUACUGUUACAAGUUAGUACACCUUGAUUUUUAUUAUUGUUAGCAUUGAUCAUUUUAGUUCCUCUUUCCAUGCCAGGAGACCCCUUUAUCUCGCUAAUUGCCAUUCACUUUCAUAGACACUCAUAAUGAUUGAAAUUGCUUUUUAAAUUAAAAUUGCCAUGAAUUAUAAUUUUUAUGAUAACUUGUCUUUAUACACCCUUUGAUCCCUAAGAGUGGCUAGAAACUAAUAUCUCCUUACGAUAUCACUCCUGAAGCACACAUGAGGGUCAUGAGAGUAAAGGAAAUGAUCAUCAACUAAAAGAAGCUCUUGAUUGUUUAACAAAUUCUCCUUGUCAGCACCUUGGGAAAUGUAUAGAAAACAGUAUGGAGAAUAUGCAUACUGAUGUCAGGGUGUAAAGGGUUAAUUACAACUGAAACAGUACAUAGCAUAUGAAGUAAAUACUGUAAGCAAUAUUCUACUUUGAGCAAAUUUUUCAUUCUGAGCAAAUUAGGCUUCUUACAAUGAUUUGAAUGCUAGUGAGUUUUUGUUUCAUCUCACAGAUGUGUCAUCUCUGUUUGAGUUGUCAAUAAAGAGCUUGAUUGAGAACAUUGAUGGUAUGUAUUCUCAUUCCUGAUUUAUUUGCGCCAUAUAUCAAUUACAAAUGAUAACAAAUUUUUACAAGGCUUUCAUCGUUUAUUUGCACAAAAAUGGAUUUGUUCUUUCUUUGAUCUCUGUCGUACUCCAUCCCAAAGAAGGGAUAGAUUGUGGCCACCAGAAUAUAACUAUAUUUUUCUGUAUACCUAUCUGUAUCUUUCAUGGCAGCUGCAGAAAUGAAAUGUUAUCAUCAUUUGUGUUUUUCCAUAUUUACUCCAGCUCUCAGUGAAACUGGUGGAGUUCCUUAUAAUAUUCUUCACCCUGUUCUCGAAAGGUAAGGUUUUUUUUGUUCAAUCUAGCAAUCUAAUACAAUGCACAUAUCAAGUAUUUUUAAGUCUUCAACAUAUUUAUCAGAAAGACUGCAUAGUUAUGAAUAAUGGUUAGACAGUUUGUACAUAGGUCACCAAAGUAUGCAUGUGGCCUGUGUAGUUAUCAAGUACGAUUAUCAAUUAUUUUAAAAUUGAUAAAGGAUUAUUGAACUAUAAUGCCUCAAUUUGAAACAUUUUUUUUAUAAUUCUUGAUGUUUACUUUUAAAUUUUAUGAGAUAACCAAGGGAUAAAUGUGGUGAUAUUAUUUAUCAUGUGAUUUGAUUGUAUUGAUGCCAAGGACAAAAUGAGCUUAAGUCAUUUUCACUGUUAAAGGAGCAGUCAAAUUUCAUUUGUGUGGUAUAUGCUUAGUUUAUGAAAACUGAUAGGUGAAGUUUGCCAUGAUAUAAUUAGCUUGAGUAGAAAAAAUCAGUUUGAUUAGUCAGCUUCAAUCUGUCAAUAAAGUAGUUUUGUUCUGUUUGGUUUGUUGGUUAAACACUCAAAUGACAAAAUCUCCUCACUUGACUCUGAUGACAUCACCUGCUGUGGUUGUCAAAAUGUCUGUCACUAUUAUUGAAAACAGUCCUUCGCAGGCCUAUUGUCACCAUGAUGAUCACACUGUACAAUGAACUGACUGUCCUGGGUGCCAAUCAUUUACUGUUUUGUGGUGUAUUUUUUAAGGUGUUCUCCACAGCAACUCUUGCAUUUGGAAGAAUGCAACCCAGUAAGUGGAAAUAUUUUGUAGUUUGUUGUGUCAGCUGGGUAAUAAAUAUUAAUGAGACCUCUUGAAUAAGGUUGUUCAUUACAAAUUUCCCUUAAUAGCUAAAAGUAGACAAGAGUUACUCCUAAUUAGCUGAAUCUGCAGCUCAUUUAAUUCAGUUGAUUAUUUUUGUCCUGCUUGAUUAAUAAUUUUCCUCUUGCUUUGAAUAUAUUUGUAUGCUGUAUGUGAGUCAACCAGGUACAAGUGAACAUCUUGGAAGAGGGAAAUGAAGGUAACUUACACCAUAAGAGUGAGACUUAUGCCUGACAUUUGAGAGUCAAUUUUUUUUUUCUGCAGUACUUCAUUGAUGAUACUGACCCACUUUGGGAGAGACAUUGCUGCAGAGAAUUCAAAGGAACAAAACCAAAAUCAGGGCAGAGCUGGAGAGAACUGUACAUGGUAAGUAUUGUGCUGUUACAUUAUAGUAGCAACAAACCAAACAGUUACAGUGUCUCAUUUCUACACUGGUUUCAUCUCCAUGGUGACACCAGCCUAUGAGUUAGCCAUCAUUAAUGCUACCACCUGAACAGUGACACCAUGCCUCGGCAGUAAUAUCAAACCCCUUAAAAAAACAUCUAUCAUGCCCUUGCCCCUUCUAUUCCUGCAUCAGUGCAUGCCUUCAAACAGACAAUUUAUGGUAACACUGUUUUCCUGACUCUCCUCUGAUUGCUGAAUCUUAAGAGUUUCACUAGAAGGGUUCUAAAAGUCAGACUGUGUUCACAUAAUAGAACAGUGUCAACUGAAGGUCUAUGUCAAAUUUUGUCUCUCCUACAAGCAAAAUGAAAGUGAAAGAGAAGUGAGGCUAAAAAAAAUACAUGCAAAAAUAAGUGCCAAUCAAGCAGCAAAAACACCUGGUAAGUGAAAAUGUUAGCUGUAGGGUAACAUGAGGACUUAGCAGAGAAAGACGUAAAACUUUGUUUAUGAUUAUGAAGAAGAUCAAAGUUAAAGCACUGGUUACAUAGUGAAUCACCCAAAUCUGUAAAUUGAAUAGGGCAUCAGAUGUCUGGUACUACUUGUUGAUUGACUACUUUUGGUUGUCUUAUAGUUUAUGUUAGCCAUGAGUUUUACAAAGACAUUAGAGUAGAAACCUCAGGGGUCUGGUUGCAGCUGUGUGACAACAAUUUUUGGAAAAUUUGUCCUUCUUCACAGAACGGCAGAUCAAACUUGCCUAUGUUGAAUCAGAGGCCAAACCUCCUCGGGAGGUGCUAAGAAAGCAGGCUAGAUUUGGGACUGGCUCCAGAAAUCAUGCUGGCAAACAUAUGGCCCCUCCCAUAGCAAGGGCUCCACAGGGACACCAAAGAAACCGCAGUGCUUCACCAACCAAAAAGCAUGCAUGUAUGUAUCUGUAAUGACAGUAUCAUAUUAACUGAAUUCCACUAAAUAUUUGAAAUAAAAUCAUUAUUAAUCAACAAAUUAAAUUACAUGAUUUUAGUCACACAAUUUUGGCGGUUAUUACAUGUACAUGUAUGUUAAAUAAUUUUAUUGUGAAUGUUCACUUUUAGUACCAGCACCAAUGAUGAAAAAGACAAUGAAACUCUUCAAAAACCAGAGGUUAGUCAAUAUGUGGAGACAUCAUGCUUCUGAUUUAGACCUACAGGUGUAAAAAAAAAAAGCUUAAGAGACCAUCUUGUGAUCUUGUGAGACAAUAAUCUAUGUUAUACCAUGACCACAACAAUGAUUAUUUCAUUGUAGACCUCGAAGUGCUAGUAUUCCUAUGACACUCGUCCUCAUGAAUUUUCCAUAAGGAUCUGACCACAAAUUGUGUACCCUGGGAGGGGUGGAUGGAGACAGGAUAUUGUGUAUUUCUGGGGUAUUGGGGGAGUGUUGCAGUGCCCAGUCUUUUUCAGAUUUGACAUUCAAGAAUUAGAUUGUAAUGAGCUUGUGUCUUAGAUUUCAGAGCUUGUAUUAUUUAUUUAAAUUCUCUAUUUUCCUUUUAGGAGCAGAGCAGCAACCAGCAUUAAGCGGAGGUAGCAUUUCUGUUACAGUAACAAUGAUUUCAUUUUGAUUAGACUGUUUGACUCGUAAUCCUCAAACAGUAAUAAGGACAUUAGAUAUUUUCUGUGAAAUUUUGGUUCUUUUCCUCACUGACUAGCAGUUUAAAGAGAAGUAAGUUCCAGAGGUCAUACAAUUUCAGUCGCAGCCAUUAAGAAUUUGAUAUAAUUAUUUACCACUAAAUGAAUAUUGAAAUUCAAAAGAGUAACUUUACAAGUUCAAAACUGCCUUCGUAUGUGCUGAAAGUCUGACUUUGAAUUCUGCCUCUGUAAGGUAGGCCUACAUAAAGGAUUCAGCUUAAGUACUUGUGCUGAUUUUUACAGGAAAAUCACUAUUUGAGUGAGAAUGCCACUUUGUGUAGCUUUUUCUUGUUCAAUUAGAUCCUAAAGAAAUGCAUUGUGUUGUGCCAAGAAAUAUUCAAAGUGGCAAGCAUUAUACUUGGAUUUUUAGAACAUUUGAGGAAAUUUUUGAAUGGUUGGCUCAGGUCAGUUGGAAUCUAAACAUAAAAUCAGUGGAUUAGUUCCAUAAAUACUUUUUAAGAGGUGAGAUGAAAAUGGCUUGGAUUCUGGAGCAUAAAUCCUUCAAUAAGGGUGAGGUUAUAGACUUAGAAGUAAUAAACAUGUAACGUCUCCCUAUAAUAUCCAUACAUUAUCCUUCAAACUGGUAAUGAGAAUAUUCAAACUAACCAGAUAAAAAUUGUUUUCUAGAUCUAACACCAAAUUUUUAUAACUAAUUUACAACAAAUGUGUAGCAGCUAGUAGGGAAAAUUAACAAUCAGAUCUCUGGAGUUAAAUGGUUAAGGUAAUUAUCAUGACAUUGAGUAUAAUUCAGGUAUAGGUUAAGCAUGUAUUGACUGGAGGCAAGUUUAAAAUUGUUUUAUAUUAGUAAACUAUUUAUUGUUUGCAAUUUUGUGUGCAGGGUACGCAAUAGUAUUUGCCAUUUCCUCUAUGUUGCUUGUAAAAACUCAGGCAAAGGAAGGGGGAAAUUAUUGGAAAGAAGGUAUUGGGUGACAUCAAAUACUGAAUUCUAUCAUCAAAGUAGGUGUGAAAUAAUUUAGUAGGUCCAAAUUUUUAAUUUAUAGGAAGAGAAUUGUAAAUUCUUGAUAUAAAUUUAAAAAAGGGCAAUAGUUUGGUAACAACUCUUAAAAAAGUUGUCAGACAAUUCAAUUGUGAAUUGCAUGUCAUUAGACUUAGGUGUGAUGCAGAAUAGUUUACCAUGGAAUUUGAUAUGAAUCAGCAGAUUUAAGAAGAUAGGCAUUGCUCAAGGCAUGUAGGUACUAUAGCCUUUUUAUGAAAUGGUGUAGAAUUCCUCUGAAUGACCAGAUCCAUCGUAAAGAAUUUAAUAUUAAAGUCAC
Messenger RNA from Pocillopora meandrina, 7490 nucleotides. The record is from the annotation of a GenBank genome assembly. NCBI's taxonomy places the organism in Eukaryota, Metazoa, Cnidaria, Anthozoa, Scleractinia, Pocilloporidae.